UUUACCUACCCUGUGCGACUACUUGUUCCGUCCGGCGCGCGAGUGUGAAGGUGUGCGCCAUCGACCACUGGAUUCAUAUUUCGUAAAACGUUCACAGCGUCUCUCUACUCCUCCGGAUUCAAAGCUCAAACACUCAAAACACAGCGAACGAUCCUUCGCUAGAAAAAAAAAAAAAACAACGCAUCGACCGAACAUCUCCAGUCGCCGGUUCGACGAGCAAACAACCCCUCCCUAGUUUUCCUGCUCGGAAUACAGGGUAUAUACAGUGAGUGACGGCGUGAUCGAUCAGCGUUCGCCAUGGGCCAGAAGAUGGGCAAGCAGCGCUCGGCGGACAUCACGCCGGCGCCCAAGGACAAGGUGAAGCGACGCAAGAGCAAGCGGGAGGCCAACGGCGACACCCAGGGCACCAUCACGCCCACCGGCGACGGGGUGGUUGCCGCAGCCACUGCCGCCCAGAAGGCCACACAGGAAACCGAAGUGCCUCAGGUAGACAAGCCCGCUGAAAAGAUUGAGGCCGCCGCCAAGGAGGUCAUCACCAACGGCACUGCUGAUGUGCCCGAGGUCAAGCCAGUGCCCAACGGCACAGCCGAGCCCGUAGCCGAGAAGGUCGCGGAACCCGCCGCGCCCCAGGAACCCGCGGCCCCUGCCGCCACGGAAGCCAAGCCCGCCGAAGAAGUCAAGCCUGCGGAGGAGCCAAAGCCAGUCGCCGAGCCCGCUCCCGCUCCGGAACCUGCGGCCGCGCCAGCUCCCGCCGAGCAGAAGCCCGAAGAGCACAAGCAGCCUGAACCGGAACCCGCACCUAAGGUGGAGGAACUGCCCGCAGUGGUGGAACAGGCUAAACCUGCCGAGGAGGAAGCCAAGGUGACCGAGGAGGCACCGAAGGUGGAACCCGCCCCAGCAGCUGCCGUCGAACCGGCCAAGGAAGAAUCCGCGCCGGCACCCGAAGCCCCCGCCACAGAAGCUCCUGCGGCCGCACCGGCAGAACCGAAGGUUGAGGAGCAGCCCGCUGAAUCAACCGUUCCCGCCGCCGAGGUCGUCUCUCCGCUUCAGGAUGGCGGAUACCUCGAGCCUCAGCCUACCGAAAUCGUUCUCGAAAAGGCCAUAGCCGAGGCUGACCAACAGGCGCCGGCGCCUGUCGCAGAUGCCUCAGCCCCGGUCGAAGAGACCAAACCGGCCGAAGCACAGCAGCCCGCAGCAGAACCCGAGGAGUCUAAGGACAUCGAUCUCCCGCCUGUCACAGAACUUCCCGCCGUAGAACAGCCGGCGGUGGCACCCGCGACCGAUGCGGCGGCCACGGAGUCCCCAUCCGCCGAAGACCUGGAAAGCAAGCCAGAGGACAAGGCACCCGAGGUUUCCAGCCCCGUCGCCGAGCCACCGGCUGAACCCGCUGCUCCCACGGAGACCUCCGCUACCCCAGCUGAGCAGACGAGCCCAGCGGAGUCUAGGCCCGAAGUAGAUGCUGCACCCGCCGCCGAUGCCAAAGCCGAGAGUCCGAGCGCCGAGGCUCCGAAGGUGGAGGAGUGAAAGCACGGGUCAUCGCCCCAAGCUUGGAAUCUAGAGCUCCUGAGCCCCCGCUGACCAUGUUGUGGCUUUCGUUCUGUAUUCACGUUCUCGGGUGGGAAAGAGACUUCUUGUGCGGGGAAACAAGUGGGUUAGGGGAAGGGCUUUUCAUACCAGCAGCGCCCCCUGGCGGCUGGUGGCGACGACAAACUGUCGGACCUUAGUUGAAGCACGACGCGCUCGUAUUGCGAAGAUGCUGACGGAUGAGACACGCUGUAGUUCCUCGUACGAAAAAAUUAUUCGCACGGACCACACAAGCCUUCGGAACGGGCGGCAACUGUUUGCCAGGUCGUGCCAUUCUUUGGGAAAGGAAAAUGGGGGUGGGGGAAAGGUGAGCAGUGACGUCACGUAGCUCACCGUCACGUGGGGCGAAAAGCUCCGCGUAUAGCUUGUCACGGGCAGAAAGGCACGGCAUUCUACGACGCUGAGUUGUAUACAUUUCACUCGUCAGUUAGUCCCCGUUUUUUUUUUUUUUAAUUUCAGCGUGUUCCUGGACACAUUUCUUGUCGUGUCACGUGGUGGUUGAGCCGAAACGUCGCCAAUCGCUCUCCUGCGAGUUCCCCCCCUAGAUAAAGCUCCCCGCGAAAGAAGCUUUCGAUGUGGUCACCACAUGGCACUCUCGGAUAACUGCGGUUAACCGACACUUGGUGCCUCUGAAGUUGGUCACCCGUUCCCUCGAUAGCUCGUUUUCGUCAGUGAGUCCGCGCUUUUUUUAUUAGUCCCGUUAUUGCGGAUUUAUAGUGUGCCAUGGUGAAGAUGACGUGUGUGUUCUUCUUUCAGUUCACUUUUAUAAUCGUAGCUACGUUUUCCAAUGCUCCUUCACGCAUUAUUUAACCACUCGGCUUUCUGUAAACGCGCCACAGGGAGGGUCCUCUCUCCGUUUGUGUUUCUAGGUCAGUUUGUGUGUGUGUGCGCGUACUACGCGAGAUGAAGCCGCGACGAGGCCCUCUAUGAUCAAAAGGCUUCUCUGCAGGCGAAGUGGCGGCGCCAGAAGCUGUUUUUUUUUUUUGCCUUUGAAAAACAAAUCUCACACGGACAGAGGUCGCAGUGUUCUUAUGUGCCAAUCAUCUGUUACUAGCCCGAACGUGGUCGCAGUUCUUUGCGCGUUGUGACCAGUCGUCACAUCUCGUUGGGGUGCUUACGCCCUGGAACCUUUUUGGCCCAAAAUGUGCAUGCGUGCCGAGGUGCAAGCUAGAGGAACGGUGUAUAGGUUUUCUUCACCAGCGGAAGUUGACCGUAAUGUGCCGUUUGUCGCUAUCCCCUUGUAAAGCGGUGUCCAUCGCCAAGGGGACGUUCUUCCCCCACACAAUGUGGGAUGGCCGCUUGGUGACGCCACAAGCCUGUGGCGUGCUCAUUGUGCGGUGCUUGUAAGGAUGUCGUGUGUUCGAGCCACGUUCGUCAGCGUAGUCAGGAUUUUUGGAAAGUUUGCAUUUUCUCUUCUUUACACAGCAGUAACGCGCUAUCACUUUUAAAAUAGAUGUAGUUGCACCGACUCAAGCCGGCCAGCGACGCUUUUGGGCUGGCCGAUAUAGGUUUUCAUUGCCAAGUCUUUGGCAUCACACAGUUUACGUGUCACGCGAUAGCAGUUCCUCUCUGGCUUCAGGGUACCUUUGCUGCGAGAUGCCUUGGUGCUUUCAAGACGCCCAGAACAAUUCUUUCGUCUUCUUUGAGCGCGACGGAGCUUUGAAUUCUUUACACACACACACUUAUAUGGUCCAGAAUUUUUCUGGGCCUAUUUGUACGCGCCACCUGGCGGUAUUUCUCAGUAGCUCGUUUGUACUUUUCACAACUCGUUGAGCCAGGGCUGCAACAGACCAGUCUGGCCGUGCGACUUCUUCUAAGCACUAUAGCGUUGUCCAUGUUUUUUUCCUCGUCUGGCUGCAAUUUUUUUUCGAUGCCUUUAUAACGUGAUUUUUUUUACGGUGUUUGCAGACACUUCUUUCCGCCCUCCAAUGUUUAUACUCUGAAUAAACUUCUGAUACAAACUUUUCA
Molecule: messenger RNA, 3552 nt
Organism: Rhipicephalus sanguineus (brown dog tick)
Lineage: Eukaryota; Metazoa; Arthropoda; Arachnida; Ixodida; Ixodidae
Product: fibrous sheath CABYR-binding protein
Exons: 5
Coding region: 298-1524 (408 amino acids)
Source: RefSeq, a predicted model, not a curated record